Molecule: messenger RNA, 420 nt
Organism: Glycine soja
Lineage: Eukaryota; Viridiplantae; Streptophyta; Magnoliopsida; Fabales; Fabaceae
Exons: 1
Coding region: 1-420 (139 amino acids)
Source: RefSeq, a predicted model, not a curated record
AUGGUGGAAGGUAAUUGCAGUGCUGUGAUCCAGAGGAUUCUACCAAAGAAGUUUAAAGACCCAGGGAGUGUGACCAUCCCAUGUUUUAUUGGGGAGGUGUUAGUGGGUAAAGCUCUCCUUGAUCUGGGGGCAAGCAUCAAUUUGAUGCCUCUCUCUAUGUGUCGAAGAAUAAAAAAUUUGAGGGUUGCUCCUACUAAAAUGAAUUUUCAACUAACAGACCGCUCCAUUAUCAGACCAUAUGGUGUAGUUGAAGAUGCCCUGGUUAAAGUUCGUCAAUUCACUUUUUCGGUGGACUUUGUGAUAAUGGACAUAGAAGAGGAUUCGGAUAUUCCCUUGAUAUUGGGCAGACCAUUCAUGCUUACUGCAAAAUAUAUUGUGGACAUGGGGAAUGACAACUUAGAGAUGAGUGUGGAGGACUAG